UCCCAUAUACCCGUGCACCGUUUACCAACACUAGCCCUGUGAGACGCAUUUUUCCUGUCACUGCAUAGAAAAAUCGAAAAUAUUAGUAUUUGGGCGUAGUAAAAAAAGCAAACAAUCAUCAUGCUAUAUCUGGAAGACUACCUGGAGAUGAUAGAGCAUCUGCCCCAGGAGCUGCGCGACCGUUUCACAGAAAUGCGAGAGCUUGAUCUGGCCGUGCAGAACAACAUGGACUCGCUGGACAAGAAGUCGCACCUGUUCUUCAAGCAGUGCAAGCGCGACGAGCUGCAGCACGAAUCCAUGGACACCGAGUUCCACAGCCUGCGCACAGAGUACUUCAAGGUGAUGGAAGACGCCGACGAGAAGGUGGCCAUUGCCACCCAGAUACACGAGCUCGUUGAGCGCUACCUGCGCCGCCUGGACAGCGAGCUUUUCAAGUUCAAGUGCGAGCUGGAGGCGGACAACAACGGCAUCACCGAAAUUCUCGAGCGUCGCUCGCUCGAGCUCGACGGCAACUCCACGGCCGCCACAGCCCUGCUGUUGAGCAUGAACCAGAAGGAGAACCGCUACUACGGGGCCAGCUCGAUCAACAGCGCGGCGGGAAUCAUCACCAGCACAGGCAGCAUUGGCACAGGACCGACCAACCUGGGCCUACCGAGCUCCGGCAUUGGCUCCGUCGCUGGCAGCGCCCUCACCAGCAUAGCCAGCUCCCAUCUGAGCAGCAGUCAGCGGCAUCGCAAGCUGGAGAAGCGUCGCGAGACGAUCUGCACCGUGCCCGUACCGGAGAAGCGGGCCAAUCUCAACCACUCGCUGCCCACCGUAAGUGCCGCCUCAUCCUCCGUCUCCGCAGCAGCAGCAGCGGCCGCAGCCGCUGGUCUGGCCGUCCAUCCAGCACAUGCGGCGGCCCCCAAUCACGUAACCAACAGCAUCGCCGCCACCCACCUCACCCUGCCAGUGGCCGUGGGUGUUGGGGGUGUCGGCGGUGUCGGCGUCGGUGUGGUUGGGGCAGCCAGCAGCAGCCUGGGCAACAGCUCGCUGGUCAGCAGCGCCUCCGUGGUCCGUCAGCUGCCCACGAAUCUGAGCCAGCACUCGGGUCACGCCGGACACAGCGUACUCAACAGCUCGGCGGUAGCCGUGGCAGCUGCCCUAUCUUCGACUGGAGUGGCAGCAGCUCCGACCCAUGGCCAUGGCCACGGGCACAGCCACAGUCACGGACAUAGCCACAGCCACGGGCAUGCCCACAACCAGACCCACAGCCACAGCCAUGGGCAUGGUCAUGGACAUGGCCACGGCCACGCCUCGCACUCGACUAAUAACACCACAGUCACCUAUAACCUACAGCAAUUGGGCGGCGGAACGGCGGCCUCCAGCGCCAUUGCGGCCGCCGCCAGCCAGGCGAUCGUGGCCACACAGCAGAUGCAGCAGGGACGACGCACGGCGAGCCUGAAGGCCAGCUAUGAGGCCAUCCAUGGGGCUGGGACCACCGCCGAUUUCUGGUCGACCGCAGGACAAGGUACUCUGCAAACUGGAGGAGCGGCAGUGGGCACGGCACAGUCAACACUGGUCACGGCCGGGGCCGUAGGAGGCGCAGCAUCGCACCACCACCAUCAGCAACAGCAGCAGCAACAGCAGCAGCAGCAGCACCACGGCAGCAGCCACCAUCACCACAGCAGCCACAGCGGCAGCAGCCACCACCACCACCACCAGGACAAGAAGCAGAGCAAGAAGAAGAUGAGUGCCACCAUUGCCACGAUGCCCGCUUCGAUUGCUGUGCAGUCGGCUCUGGCCGGCUCUUCCUCGGGCAACUCCAUUGCCUCGUCGUCCUCCUCCAUGAGCGUGGACUCUGUGGACAUGCUCUCGACGGCUGCUGCCGUCCUGGGCGGCAUGGGCAUGCCGCAUGGCUCACAGGCCAUGAACACGGCAGCUGGCGGCAUGAGUGCCAGUCACGUGACCACUACGAUGGCCACCAAUGUGGGCAACGUGACAUCGGCCAUCGGCAUGGCCCCCACGACGCUGGUGCCGGGCUCCAAUCUCAAUAUCGGCGAGAUCGGACUCGUACUGGAGCAGCCGAACGAGGGCGAGUGGUCGUACGAUCCCAACGAGCCGCGCUACUGCACCUGCAACCAGGUGUCAUACGGCGACAUGGUGGCCUGCGACAACGACGCCUGUCCGUUCGAGUGGUUCCACUACCCAUGCGUGGGCAUCACCCAGCCGCCCAAGGGCAAGUGGUUCUGCCCCAAGUGCACCGCCACCAUGCGGCGCAGGGGCAACCGCAAGAACUGAGGCUGACUCAGGUUGCUGGCGCCCUUCCGUGGUAGAGGGUGGCUGCGACGCUAGAGUACUUAACAAUGUCUACCAGAGAAUAAUAAUACACACACAAAAUACAUAAUACAAUAACAAUCGAAAUGAAUAAAUAUGGAAUUAGGAGUUGCGCAGGA
Molecule: messenger RNA, 2435 nt
Organism: Drosophila obscura
Lineage: Eukaryota; Metazoa; Arthropoda; Insecta; Diptera; Drosophilidae
Gene: Ing3
Product: inhibitor of growth protein 3
Exons: 2
Coding region: 121-2280 (719 amino acids)
Biological process (GO): regulation of DNA-templated transcription
Cellular component (GO): NuA4 histone acetyltransferase complex
Source: RefSeq, a predicted model, not a curated record